Delphinapterus leucas (beluga whale) is the source of this 6829-nucleotide messenger RNA. The record is from RefSeq and is a predicted model, not a curated record. Lineage: Eukaryota; Metazoa; Chordata; Mammalia; Artiodactyla; Monodontidae.
AAUCUCUAUCUCCCCCACCCUGGGGGUAUCUGAACAGUUGAUUGAUGCUGAAAGUUAGAGCCAGUGUUAUUGUACACGCAGUGAAUAAGGCUGAGUAGCAGGGUGCAGGAAUUCCUUGGGGUUGAUACUGUUAACAGUUUCCCUUUAUCUCUUGGGCUAAGUUUUGUGAGGGUGCUGCUCACAGCAGAAAUUGCAGGUAAGAACCAUUAGCUUAUUUCUAUAGACCUAAGGGGAAUCGGCCCUGAUAUUUCACUUCUCGCCAUGUCUUGGGCACCUUACUUUCUCACAGGUUUAGUCUUUACACUCUGCAGACUAUUUUCCCUGCAGGUUCAUUGCUCUGGGGAUGGGUUUCACAGGAGCAUUUCCAUGCCCAUCUUUUAGACAGAGACAGCAGGUGGGUUUGCAGAGAGAUGAAGUGUUGUUUCCUGUCCCCAUGCAUCUGCAUGCCUAAGCAUCCUUAUAGACUGCAAGACUGCAGAGCCUAGGCCAAAAGGUCCUGAGCAGUUUGUCCCCAGAUGUUUUGGGGAACCUCUAGGAAAGCUAACUCUUGUCCCUGCUACCAGGUCCCUCUGGAACGCUAUCAGUCAGUUCUUCUCACUUCAGUGGUUAUAUAUAUCAGCAGGUGGAAACAGCCAACUAGCAUGAGACCUGGAAUCAUCUCAUGUUGCAAGCUUUCCCCAGAGUCUCAACCUUGAUGUCAUGACCUUGUCAGUCUCGUGAUUCAUGAUGGUCAUCUCUUUUCACGUAGCACUGAUGAGGCUUUUGGGGGUUUGGGCUGCAGCAGAGGCAGGUUGUUUGGGUGUGAUACUGGGGUUGGUGCACCUCUAUGAUUAGGGUCUUCUUUCUCUGCCAGGGCAGGAAGCCAGGUACUGAGGGCAAACACCCUGUGGAAGAUAACUAGUAUAGCAUGACGUUUGAGUGCAGCCUCUGGAGUCAGACUGCCUGGGUUCAAAUCUUGGUUUUACUACUGCCUAACUGUGGGCUUUUAACCAACUUGCUUUUCUGCCCCAUGCCCCAGUUUACUUUUUGAUAAAAUGGGGAUACUAAUAGUAUCUCUCCCCAGAGUGAUGUGAGAAUUGAAUGAGUAAAUACAGGACAGCUUCUAGAAGAGUACUGGGCAUGUGGCUAAACUGUGUUAUUUUUCACUGGUGACUCUAUUUGCAUGUUGUGUUUGUUCCUGAAACAUUAUAUAUAGAUUGAAUUAUAGUCUAGAUGCUGUGCUGGGAGCUCACUUUUUAAAAGAGCUCUGUGAAGAAUUAUAUUUUCAGUAAAAAAUGUUUUCUCCUCUUGUUUGACAAUAUGGUAACCCAGAUUUGGGGAUAUGGAAUGCACACUUUAAAUAGAGGUGCCCUCGUGCUACUAGGACAUUUGAGCCCAACAAGAGCAGAGAACAGGUGGUGGUGUUUGGGGGUCAGGGGGAGUUGAUAACUGUGGAAGUCUCUGACCCUGUGCAAUGCUCAGUGUCAGUCCUUCUGGUUCUGCUUUUUCUCCGUGGGACUCUCCUACCUGCCUUCCUAACUUUUUUUGCAUUUUUUUUUGCCUUGAGGGCUUUUGAUUAGUCAAAGAAGCAGUAAUCCCAGGUCUCUUUCCUUCCUCUAGACUCUAAUUCCUGAUCUCUCCUUUCCAAGUUCUACCCUCUUCUCCCCCACUGGAGGUAUCUGGGUUAUCCUGAAGCCACUGUCAUUCAUUUACCGCCCCCCCCUUCUCCUUUCGUGGUUGGACUGUGGGACUGUGACAGUCUAUGAGAGUAUGUGUUAGUUUAUUUCCCUUCUCUCUGCUAUUUUCCUGUAUCUUGGAACAGGCUUCUUGGGCUGCUUCGUGUUCACACCCAGCAGUUGCUUUAUUAAUAGCUUUCCCGUUAUCCCAUUGCUGUUAAUUAUACCUGUCGUUGGCUGACUUUGACUUGGGAAGUGCCUGAACUAGAGAGCUGAAGAAUGUCUUUAGGGAGCCAGAACCUCCAAAGGAGCAGUACUGGAAUUUCAGCUGCUCCAGGGAUGGGGGAGAAGGGGGGUUGGUGCUGUCUGAGGUGCCCUUAAGGUGCUCAGAUAACUGGUUUCAGGGCUCAGUGAAAACAGGAAUUAGGGGUAGCAGGGAAGGUCUACAUGCUUUUCCUUCUUUGUUUCUUUUAUUCUUUGAUAUUUUGAAUAGGUCUGGAACAGACGAGUCCCUGUAUGAACCUUCUCCUAAUUAUAAAAGCAAUACAUGUUCAUGAAAAAUUCACACAAUACAGAAAGAAAGUAAAAAGCAAGAAAAUCUCACCAUUUCUCCUGUCCCUUUUAUGUUUGAUUCUUUCCAAAAUCUUAUUCUGGUGUAUCCUAUUAAUGGAAAUAGGUCCACACUGUACAUAUUUUGUUCUACCAUCACCCCCCCACACACACUUUUUUUAAACUAUAUUCUGGACAUUUUUUUCAUGUUGAUAAGUUCACAUUUACUUCAUCCUGCAUGGUAUUGCCUUGUGUGGAUAUGCCAGCCUCUCCCUGAUGGACAUUUACAUUGUUUCUAAUUUUCCACCGUCACAAACAAUGCUGUAGUGAGCAUCCUUGCAUAUACACCUGUUUGUGCUAGCAGCUUUCCCUACAGAAAUAACAGGAGGAAAGGUAGACACCUUUGAAACAUUGAUCAGCAUCCCUCAAAAGUUCUGUAUUGUUAGCUGUUUUUAAUAUUUCAAAGCGCGUGAUAGAAAUUGGGCAUUAAACUAUAGCUUCGAUGGUUAACUAAAACAUAAACUUUCUUAGCGUUUGGCUGCAGAACUUCGAUAUGUUAUGCUUAUCAGUCAAACGGCAGGACAUAAUUGGCAGUUUUAUGACUUCUGAUGAAUAAAAAGAAGAUAUUACUAAUGAAGCACACUUUAAAGGGCAGCAUAUUUCAAAAUAUUGGGGCUGUUUAGAGCAAAAAGUGGAAGAUGACUUGGUCAUGAGAAAGCCGGGAACCAUUGGCCUUCUAGACCACCCUUCAGGUUUAGAUUAGAGAGCAGAGUUAUGCUGGCCACAUGGCUCCCUUUGUCAGGUGCUGACAAGAGCUGGUACUAGGACUGAUUGGGCAGUCAUGAAACCAGGAGUCUGGUCAGAGCCCUGACCUUGACUUUCUAUUGAGGGACUGUGGGCCAAGCUCUUCCCUUUUCUAGGCUUGAGGUUUUCUGUCCGUAGGAGGGAAGUUAUCACACCUUCAUUCCCUCGAAGUGUGUUCAUGAAGGGAAAAUAAGUUUAAGAUUGAGAAAGUGAGUUCAACCUUGUGUAAAGAAGGUAGAAGAGAAUUUCAGGAUUGAAACAGCUUUCCGUUCUUUGUCAAGGGGUAAGUUACAUUGUCUCCAAAAUUAAUCAGCAUACAAGUGUCUACUGUUCAAAUUAAGGUGGUGAUGGCUUUGUUUUUUAACAGGCAGGACAGAAUGUACCUAGUUUUGCCCAUGUGGCAAUUAGAGAUAGGAAGUGUGGUUUAGUUUUGUCCUCCGGAAAUUGAGCAGCUCUGGUUGCAGCAAGUGUACGUGGGUGUGUUAUGGGCAGAGGUGGGAGGUGUGGUGCUGGGGGCCACCAUGGGGAGUCCUUGGUGGCCUGUGUUUUCUUUUGUUCUUAGAACUCUCUGUCCAGUUUGGUAAACAUGGAGCAGCUGGUUCCCUGGUCGGCCUCAGAGCGUCUCCCAUGUAUCAGUUCAUUUUCAGCUUCAGGGAGGAUAACAGGACCUUUGGGAGAAGUGCCUAAUGGGUUGGAAGGUGUGGACCAAGCAGUACUAGAAGUGCAGGUAAUGAGCCAAGCCAUGGUGAUUGAGAAGAGUGCAGUGCAGGGCUGCAGAAAGUGAAGACUCAGGAGGAUUUCAUUCCUGAAACCUGAGGCAGCUGAUCUGUUAGGGGUCAGAGAUCAGGCAUGAACAUCAGCGGAGGCUGCAGCGUGGCGUUUGCUUGUCUUUGUGCUCCCUGUUUGGACAGAGAUGAAAAUCACUUCUGUUGCGCGUUGCCUACCUUGGAGGGGCUCCUGCUCAGGCCCGGGAAUUUUCCGUGUGCGUAGUAGCGUGGGCAUCCUACAUGACCAACUCCCCGACCCUCAUUGUUAUGAUUGGCUUACCAGCCCGGGGCAAAACCUACGUGUCCAAGAAACUCACACGCUACCUCAACUGGAUUGGGGUGCCCACCAGAGACCAAGAAGUCCCCUUUGGGACAUCGUAUUGUUUCACUGCUGGAGGGUAUGGGUGUCUUCUGCAGUGUUUAAUCUUGGGGUGUAUCGGCGUCAAGCGGUCAAGUCCUAUAAAUCCUAUGACUUCUUCCGGCAUGACAACGAGGAGGCCAUGAAGAUACGCAAACAGUGUGCUCUGGUGGCGCUGGAGGAUGUGAAGGCGUAUCUCACGGAGGACAGUGGGCAGAUUGCGGUGUUUGAUGCUACCAAUACCACUCGAGAGAGGAGGGCCUUGAUUCUGAACUUUGCCGAGGAGAAUUCCUUCAAGGUGUUCUUUGUGGAAUCUGUCUGCGAUGAUCCCGAUGUCAUUGCUGCCAACAUCCUGGAGGUAAAGGUGUCGAGCCCUGACUACCCUGAAAGGAACAGGGAGAAUGUGAUGGAGGACUUCCUAAAGAGAAUUGAGUGCUACAAAGUCACCUAUCAACCCCUUGACCCAGACAACUAUGACAAGGAUCUUUCUUUCAUCAAGGUGAUAAACGUGGGCCAGCGAUUUCUAGUGAACAAAGUCCAGGACUACAUCCAGAGCAAGAUCGUCUACUACCUCAUGAAUAUCCAUGUCCAUCCUCGCACCAUUUACCUUUGCCGGCACGGAGAGAGCGAGUUCAAUCUCUUGGGAAAGAUUGGGGGUGACUCAGGCCUCUCCGUGCGGGGAAAACAGUUUGCCCAGGCUCUAAGGAAGUUUCUGGAGGAACAGGAGAUAGCAGACCUCAAAGUGUGGACAAGUCAGUUGAAGAGGACUAUCCAGACCGCUGAAUCUCUGGGGGUGACCUAUGAGCAGUGGAAGAUUCUGAAUGAGAUUGAUGCUGGCGUGUGCGAGGAGAUGACUUAUGCGGAGAUUAAGGAGCGGUACCCAGACGAGUUUGCGCUUCGAGAUGAAGAGAAAUACCUGUAUCGAUAUCCUGGAGGGGAGUCGUACCAGGACCUGGUACAGCGGCUGGAGCCUGUCAUCAUGGAGCUGGAGCGUCAGGGCAACGUCCUCGUCAUCUCCCACCAGGCUGUCAUGCGCUGCCUCCUGGCCUACUUCUUGGACAAGGGUGCAGAUGAGCUACCGUACCUGAGGUGCCCUCUCCAUACCAUCUUCAAACUUACUCCUGUAGCCUACGGCUGCAAAGUGGAAACAAUUAACCUUAACGUGGAGGCUGUGAACACUCACCGUGACAAGCCAACUAACAACUUCCCCAAGAACCAAACCCCUGUAAGGAUGAGAAGGAACAGCUUUACGCCUCUGUCCAGUUCGAAUACAGUAAGGCGUCCAAGAAAUUACAGUGUUGGGAGCCGGCCCCUCAAGCCCCUCAGCCCUCUCCGUGCCCUGGACAUGCAAGAAGGGGCCGACCAGCCGAAGACCCAAGUCAGCAUUCCGGCGGAGACCUCGCUGGCUGUGCAUAGGCUCUCCUCUCCGGCCUCCCCCCCAUUGCUCUCCUGAUGAUGUGAAAGCUGAGGCCAGACCUCUCCGGGAGACUGGCCUACUGAAAAACUUGGCAUGUCAGCUCCAAAGGGGCUUGAACAGGAAGUUCAGUGGGGAUUGGACAUUCGGGGCCACCCAAAUGAGCCCUGAAAAAGCUGCACCACAUUUCUUCCCCUCAUGCCUAAUGGGAAUAUCAGUUACACUGAAAAACUUGACUUCCCUGUGCCUCAAAACAUUUCACAGCCUGAACCAAUUUCGUUUUGAUCAUCUCUUUGCUAGGUUUGGCCCAAGUUGGUCAAUCCUGUUCCAUUUUGGCACUUAACAUCUGACCUGUGACUGUAACCCUAGCUGGCUUUCUUUGCCUAGUGUGCAAAUGUACCUCUUCAGAUUUAAUUGUUUCCAAGUGAGAGGGCUGAACUCCAGCAAACCAUUUCUGUGCUGUAAGAGCUGGUCUCUACAUCCACUACAAGUGCGCAGGCUAGGGUACAAUAUACAUAGGUUUGCGGUCACUUUUUUGUCACAUUGGAAACGAGACAAAUUCACCAGGUGAAUGGAGGGUAUCUGAGAAAUUCAGUCCCUAAAACGUCUCUUCUGCGGUGACGGAAGAGCAGCGUUAGUAGCAAUCUUUUUGUUUAGAGAAGUUUUUCUUGUUUCAGGCCCCUUGAGGGCAGGAUCUGACUACAAGACUCCACAAAAUAUGUACCCUUCUUCUGAGUUCUCUUUUGUAGCUACUGUAUUUUCUACCUGAUACUGUGCGCCUCUCAAAGCUGAAGUGGGCUGACAUCAUCCUCUCUCGUGGUUAGAAAUGAGGGCUGGAGAGAAAAGUAGGGUGCCAUUUGGAUCACAUGAAGAAGUAAAAGAAGUUUCCUUGGGAAUCAACUCUCCCAAGGAGUUCUUUUGGUUUCAGAACAGGUGCAGGGAGACAUGCCCUUCUGUGGGGUCUGCUACCGUGAUGCUGUCUCUAAGAAAGCUGUGGUUAUGACUUCAAGAGCAUCUGGUCUUCUAAUCCCUUCCUCUUAGCUAAUUGUCACUAUUGUGGUCUAUUGUUCUCUUAUGUAGAACCUUGGAGGAAUGGGAUGGGGGGGAACCAAGCCCUCAAUGCAUUAAUCAUGUGGUUUCCCUUAAAGAUAAACCAGGUAAUUAUUCCUUAGAUCAGUGAUUGUCAAAUGUAUAAAUAUGUCCCUGCAGAUGUGAUUUUAAUAUGUCACUGCUGCUGAAGGAAGGCAUGGAAGCUCCCAAGGAUACUAUAUCUUACAAGCAA